AUUUGGCCUCUCAUAUUUCUUGGCAGAAAUUAGUAAUGUUAUGUAACUGUCACCUCUACAACCAGAUGUCUCUGCUCUUCUGCUAUUGUAGCAAAUGCACUAUCUUUACUUCUCCACAGCCUUUCUAAAGACCAGUGAGCUCUCAACGCACGUGAAGAGCAGUGCGCUUUCGCAAAAUAUAAACAAGAGGCGGGGCGCGAGGUGGAGCUUAGCAGUCAUGCAUUACCACGAAUAAAUCUCGUUUUGCUGCCCACAUAAGCUCCCUACGUGAUAUAAUAACAGUUUAGGCGGUUUUAUACACUUCAAAAAUGUUUUAUCAAUCAGAUUAUUAAAGGGACGAGUGCAGACCCCAAAAAGGGAGCUCCGCGUGUUCUGUAAUGUGACACAAAGAGCUGUCAAGAAGGGGUGGGCUUCGUUACAGCGUAGGUACAACAGCUCACGAGUUGAUCUCCAAUGACAGAGCGCUUAACUUAAGGGUCUGGCGUUACAUUUGCCUUUUACCAAAGUUGUACAUUCGGAGCCCUCCAACGUGGCGAUCUCUAAACCACCCCAAGAGUGGGAUAAAAAUAUUGCAGUGAGUCUGAACGACUGGAUUAUUAUCCGAAUCGAUAACGCAGAGCCUGCCAGUUUAAGAUUAACGGUUUAAACAAAACAAGAAAAUCUACAACAGGGCUCCCCCUGAAACGGGCUGCAAGAUGGAGAAGCCGCCAUUGACGAAUGAGGAUGGGAGUGUGUUGGCCGAGAGCCGAUCAGACGUGGCUUUGGUGUCGGCAGAUGAUGAAGUCAGGUCCGCAGGUGCUGAUGGGCAGGAGGACGACAGGCCAGCGUGGGACAGUAAGCUGCAGUAUGUGCUCGCCCAGGUGGGCUUUAGCGUUGGCCUGGGCAAUGUCUGGAGGUUUCCCUACCUCUGCCACCAAAAUGGAGGAGGUGCCUUUAUGUUACUGUACGUGAUGCUGUUGCUCAUUAUCGGGGUUCCUCUGUUCUUCAUGGAGCUGGCCGCUGGGCAGAGCAUCCGUCAGGGCAGCAUUGGGGUCUGGAAACAUAUCUCGCCUCGCCUCGCAGGCAUCGGCUACUCCAGCUGCAUGGUUUGUUUCUUCGUGGCCCUGUACUAUAAUGUGAUCAUUGCCUGGUCUCUGUUCUAUAUGGGGAAUUCAUUCCAGUAUCCAUUGCCAUGGGAACACUGUCCUGUCGAUAUGAUCUCAAACCAGACAGUGAAGGAAUGUGCAGCGAGCUCUCCUACCUCAUAUUUCUGGUUCAGGAAGGCUCUGGAUAUCUCAGACUCCAUAGAUCAGUCGGGAGAGUUUAACCCCAUCAUGACCGGUUGCCUCCUUGCUGCCUGGGCUAUAGUGUGUCUCGCAAUGAUCAAGGGCAUCAAGUCUUCUGCCAAGGUGAUGUAUUUCUCCUCCGUGUUUCCUUAUGCUGUGCUGAUCUGUUUUCUCAUCAGAGGGCUCAUGUUGGACGGGGCUAUAGACGGCAUCAAAUAUAUGUUUUAUCCUAAGCUGGAGAUUUGGGGGGAAGUGCAGGUGUGGCGUCAGGCUGCCACACAGGUGUUUUUUGCACUGGGUUUGGGUUACGGCUCUGUGAUCGCUUAUUCUUCCUACAACCCUGUGCAUAACAACUGCCACCGGGAUGCCAUCAUGGUCUCUGCCAUCAACUUCAUGACCUCGGUAUUGGCCUCUCUGGUUGUCUUUGUGGUCCUUGGUUUCAGAGCCAAGAACAUUGCUCUGAAUUGUGUUGCAACUAAUGUGGCCAGGAUGGCAGAAAUGGCAACAGCGGGUUCAUCGCAGCAUUGGUGGCCAUGGUUCAACAUGUCUGACCCCAAAUCAGUGUUUCUUCAUGACUACAGAGAAUGGUACAGCCACUAUGGAAGCCUGCUAGGGUCGAACAUCACCGACUGUGACCUGGAAAGAGAAAUGAGCAAGGGAGUGGAAGGCACAGGUUUGGCAUUUAUAGCAUUUACGGAGGCGAUGGCGUUGUUUCCUGCAAGUCCAUUUUGGUCAGCUUUGUUCUUUCUCAUGCUGCUGAAUUUGGGUCUCUCCACCAUGUUUGGCACCAUGCAGGGGAUUCUUACCCCACUCAUGGACAACUUCAGAGUGCUGGGGCGCCACAAGACCAUGUUGACGGUGUGUAGCUGUAUCCUGGGCUUCUUCAUUGGCCUGCUCUUCACUCAAAGAAGUGGCAACUAUUUUGUGACCAUGUUUGACGAUUAUUCUGCAACAUUACCGCUGAUUGUCGUGGUCAUCUUUGAAACUGUCAGCGUGGCGUGGGUUUACGGUGCUGAUCGUUUCUUGGAUGAUGUGGAGGUGAUGCUACACUGGCGCCCUCCGGUGGUUUAUCGCUAUUUGUGGAAGUAUGUGUGCCUAUUCGGUAUGGUGGGGCUGCUGGCUGCUAGUCUUCUCCGCAUGGUCUUCAAACGGCCCACUUACACAGCCUGGAACCACACCACGGGUUCUGAAGCUAGCCUCGAGUAUCCUGGAUGGGCUCUGAUCAUGCUGUCCUUGCUAAUCAUCAUAGCAUCUCUCCCGGUGCCCAUUGGCUACCUGCUCUCCUUCCUCAGAGGGGGGCUGAGCCUACCAGUGGAGGUGGGUGAAGUUGAGCCUCCAAGAGAGCGAUACUACAAAUGCAAUUCUGAUGAGCCAGAGCCAAAUAACCACGACUCCCCAGUGGAUGAAGACAGGAAUCGGCCCCGUUCCACCUUCCUUCCACUGGGUGCUGAACACUACAGGCUACUCCCGCAACAGGAAGAUGGAGAGGAAGAAGACGACACUGGGGUCUAAGGGACAAAAUGGAGAUAAACAGGUGUUUGAGCAGAAAACGACAAGACUAUUUAUUCAUCAGUAUUGGAAUUGUUUAAUGGAGUGGAGGGAGACAGACUCCAUUUAUUCUCAUUAUGCUAAUGAACGUUCAUGAAAAAUAUGUGUCAAUAGCGGCCCUAUUUAGGAGGGACACUUUUUGCGAGUGCACCAAUCAUUGAAUUCCUUUGUUCUUGAAUCCCUACUUGUACUUGGGCUAAGUGAUGUGGCUUGUACCAAAAGUGCCUCUUAAUGAGUAUCCACACUUAAUUAUAUAUCAGAUUACAGCUUCUCUAAAGGACAGCAGUUAUACUCAUGCCAUCUAGAAUAAAACAUUUUUGAAUUACUAGAGUAACUUAAGUAAAAUAGGGUAAAACUUUACAAUAAGGUCCCAUUUGUUAACAUUAGUUAAUGCCUCAGCUAACAUUAACAAUGAGCAAUAUAUUUUUAGAGCAUUUAUUAACAUUUGUUAACGUUAGUUAAUAAAACGUCUCAGGUUAUGACUGUAAUCAUGGUUCCCUGUGAAGGGACCCCAUAGCGUCAAUCCAAGGUGCAGUGUUGAAACUGUUUAUAUUCAUGUUAGUUCACAGUGCAUUAACUAAUGUUAACAGAUAUAACUUUUUAUCUUAAAAAUGUAUUAAAAAUGGUUGAGAUUAACAUUAACUAAGAUUAAUAAAUGCUGUAGAUGUAUUGUUCAUUGUUAGUUCAUGUUAACUAAUGUAGUUAACUAAUUUGAACAAAUGAAGUGAUACCAAAAAAUAGAUGGUGGAAGACUGUUAGAAGGUUUAAAAAAAUAUAUCAGAAUUAUCCAUAUUACUAGAAUACUAACAUUUUCUGCAAAGAAAAUACUAUUUAGAGGUUAAAAAUGUUACUUUGAGUAUGAAACUAUUAGCCAUUAAGUUAUAAGUUAGUUUUAGCCUGUAACUGGUUGUAAUAUCAAAAGAAAAUUGUAUUGUUUGUUAUUACUAUUAUUAUUAUUAAUAAUAGAGUUAUGGGAAAUGUGAACAGUUAUAUCUAACAUGAAUCAAGUAAAUUAAUUAUUUUUGUAGAUUUCAGUGACAGUAAAAUGCCAUAUAUUUUUUUAGGAAAGCCACAGGUCACAAAUGACCUGACUAUCAACCUGAUUGCACAAAUAUUAAAGGGUUAGUUCACCCAAAAAUGAAAAUUCUGUCAUUUAUUACUCACCCUCAUGCCGUUCCACACCCGCAAGACCUUCGUUAAUCUUC
Molecule: messenger RNA, 4018 nt
Organism: Ctenopharyngodon idella (grass carp)
Lineage: Eukaryota; Metazoa; Chordata; Actinopteri; Cypriniformes; Xenocyprididae
Gene: slc6a16a
Product: solute carrier family 6 member 16a
Biological process (GO): sodium ion transmembrane transport
Cellular component (GO): membrane
Source: RefSeq, a predicted model, not a curated record